Salvelinus sp. IW2-2015 is the source of this 3663-nucleotide messenger RNA. RefSeq names its product terminal nucleotidyltransferase 4B-like. Lineage: Eukaryota; Metazoa; Chordata; Actinopteri; Salmoniformes; Salmonidae. Gene Ontology annotation, biological process: RNA 3'-end processing. Gene Ontology annotation, cellular component: TRAMP complex; nucleolus. The record is from RefSeq and is a predicted model, not a curated record. Gene Ontology annotation, molecular function: mRNA binding; poly(A) RNA polymerase activity.
GCUUUGGCAAUGAAAACAUACGUUUCCCAUGCCAAUAAAGCCCUUAAAUUGAAAUUGAAUUGAAAGGCCCAACUUGGCGGAAAGUCUGCCACCCUCCAGCAGGUAGUUGUUUUUCGUUGAUCCGCAAUGAUUUUUUGUAUGGAGGCCAUGAAUGGGAGUUUCGAAUUUGGUCAAUAAAAAAUGUAUGUCUUAUUGGCUACGUGAGGAUUAUUUAAUCGAAUUUAUUUUCGUAAUGCUUAAAGUUGUUAGUGGACUGAUAUAGGUUGGACACGUGACAUCCUGGCAACUUUGAGAAAAAACAAUAUCGGAGUUGUCUCGAGAUGGCUAUGGAUAUUCAUGGCAUGAUGCUAGUAGCAUAGCGUCUCUCUCCAUUGAAUACAGGCGGUUUCAAAAAAGGAUAGGAAUAAUGACAUAUCCACCAAUCCUACAAAUAGGCGGGAGCUAGACAUCCCGUCGUUCCUCUUUGUGGAAAUCUACUCCCAUUGUUAGGGCGAAGAGACAUGUAUCUUGUCAGUAUAUCCAUCAUAUUUGGUUUGAGCAAUACUUUCAGUUCCGCCAUUGAUGGAGUGUCUGAAGAAAACUAGUUUGUCACGUUUUGUUCUUAAGAAAUACUCGACGUCUGUAUUUCCACAGUUUAAUUUGGUGUCGUGUUAAAACAGACUGUUGUUACAUCUACAUUAUUGGAUUUGCAAAUACUGUACGCAGAACUUGUCAAUUCUCCUCUGUCGUUAGCAGCUCCGUGUAGCUACCUCUAUCGUGACAGUGCCAGUCACGCAAARUUAGCGAGCGUGCCGUGCACGGGUGCGUGGAUCCAAUAUUCUCCUGGUUCCCAACCCAAUAGCUCAGCACUGCCAGCAGCGCGUGGUUGAAGAUUUGGAUAACGACUCAUGGUCUGCGCAAUUUGAGUUUGAAUAAUCAUAAGAACCACUGCUCUGCUACCUCGAAUACGCCCACCACCAAGACUAGUCCUGGUACAACUGUAUCGGUGAACGGGGGCACGGGAAACGUGAUUCAGGACGGAGUACCCGACGGUGGCACGAGCAGCAGUGAGGCGAGAAUGCAAGGGACGAUUAAUCCGAAAGGCGAUAAUAAAAUAGAACAGCUAUCCGAUUUAUUGGAAGAAAAUAUCAACCAGCAUCCUACGGGGAAGGGCAGUAGUGGUGCCGGGAUUGUGGGUGGCACUGCAUUCGGUAGCUGGAGAGGAAGAGAGAGAGAAUACGAAUUUGGGAACAGACGGAGGGGAGACAACCGAGCGAGCACUUUCGGUUUUAACCGCAGUUUAUUGAGUAUUAGCUGCAACUCUACGGUGCACGAAACUGGAUGCCGUAGAGUUGGUUACACGGACACGCCUUGGAAAACCAGGAACUACGCUGCAGGGAUUUUGGGGCUCCAUGAGGAAAUCCAGGACUUCUAUACCUACAUGUCUCCGCGGCCGGAGGAGGAGAAGAUGAGGAGGGAGGUGGUGGAGAGGAUAGAGAGGGUCAUUAAGGACCUUUGGCCCACUGCUGACGUUCAAGUAUUUGGAAGUUUCAGCACGGGUCUCUAUCUACCCACCAGUGACAUUGACCUGGUGGUGUUUGUGAAGUUCAGGGAAGGAGACACCCUCCCUCUGUGGAGGUUAGAAGAGGCGCUGAGGAAACACAAAGUGGUGGAGGAGAAUUCUGUCAAAGUGCUGGACAAGGCCACGGUGCCAAUCAUCAAACUGAUAGACUCUCMCACGGAGGUCAAAGUUGACAUCAGUUUCAACAUGAAGAAUGCUGUCAAAGCUGCUGCCCUCAUCAAAGAUUAUAAAAAGAAAUAUCCUGUGCUUCCGUACCUGGUGCUAGUCCUGAAGCAGUUCUUAUUACAAAGAGACAUGAAUGAAGUGUUUACAGGAGGCAUCAGUUCCUACAGCCUCUUCCUCGUCGCUGUCAGCUUCUUACAGCUCCAUAGCAGGGAGAACGCAUGCAGUCCCAACGCCAACACUGGUGUCCUACUCAUAGAGUUCUUUGAGCUGUACGGCCGCCAUUUUAACUACCUGAAGACGGGGAUCCGGAUCAAGGACGGAGGCUGCUACCUCUCCAAAGACGAMGUCCAGAAGAGCAUGCUGGAUGGAUACAGACCUUCCCUGCUCUACAUUGAAGACCCACUGCAGCCAGGUAAUGAUGUGGGCCGUAGCUCAUACGGGGCCAUGCAGGUGAAGCAGGUGUUUGACUAUGCCUUCAUGGUGCUGAGCCACGCUGUGUCGCCCAUCGCUAAGUACCACUUCAACAACCACGGCGAGAGUAUACUGGGCAGAAUCAUCCGGGUGACUCAGGAAGUUGCUGAAUACAGAGACUGGAUCACCAUGAAGUGGGCUGCCCUAUCACUGAACUCCCUGGCCUUAAAAGGUAAUGUCACGUUGCUGGUGGAGGUUCAGGAGAUGGAGGAAUGCAUCAACAAUCUCUCUGAGGAAGGGGCAGAGUCCCCCAGCUCCUCCUCUCCUCCCCCCUCUUUGUCAUUCUCCUCGCCACAUUCUUCUUCAGCUAGCUCCAGUGACGCUGAUUCGGACGGAAUCCGCUGUAAACCGGUGACUACGACGCGGGGUAGGCGAGGCUCAUCUGCACCCAGUGCUGGAUUGACCAAUCACAGGGAUACAAGUUUCUCUUCCAGCAGCUGCGUAAGCCAGUCGAACAAGAGCACGGUGGACAAAGCGAGUUUGACGUCUUGUCAGAACAGCCAUGCCAACAAACAGCCAAGCACAGGAACAGGACAGUCAUCAGGCAGCAACAGCAGGAGCCACCGAGACAGAAAGCAGAGCUGUCCUGGCAGGAGGAGGAAACCCCAGCCAAAGCACCAAUGUAAACCUGCAGUGCAGGACCUCUGUAGAUAGGGGGCGCUAUGUCACGGAACUCAACUCCACUCUCUGCCGCUGAAACGGAAGGAUCGAGGCAAUCUUACCAGGGCUUUUGGUAGUGAUAUUUUUUAAGCCAAGUUGGAAGGAGAUUUCUCCUAUUUCUGUCAGUUGAAAGGGCAGAUUGACGCCAUCCACGUCUUGAGGGCAUAGUCUUUCUGUAAUAUGAAUAUGGAGGAAGGUUGUCAAGCCUGAACUUUAGCAUUGGCAGUACACCCUGGUGCAUUGGACUAGCAGUUAGUUGGGUCUCUAUUACUUACUGGCAAUUCAACUUUACAGCAGAAAUUACAAGGAAAAAUUUAUGGUUAAACUGGAUAUUAUUACUAUAUUGGGUAAAAUGUUUGCACUAACAAAACGAGUCAUUGAACAUUUAAGCUUUUCAGCAACUCAUCUCAUUCGUUUGUGAUUUUCAAAAGGCAAAAUGGUGGGGAAAGGAAGAAAAACAUUGCAAUGAUUAGGGAUUGUAUAUAUAUUUUUUUUAUCAAGCUGAAUGAAUAUUGUUUUGCCAUCUCUUGUGGACUGUGCCAAGUGUGGGUUCUAAGUGGCAACUCCAACCAUCAGCAGAAUACAUCCUUGAGUUGCUACAGCCCAAAUGGACCUGUUUCCUUGCAUAAUGGGGAUGAUUUUUGUAAUGAUCUGUAAAAUGGCUAUUUCACAAUACUGUUUAAUCGCGUAAUGGCGAACAGUUUCAUGUUCCUACUGGUAGAAUUAGACAAUAUCUGUAGUUUGCAAACUUCCUAAUAUGAAAAUAUCAGUACUCAACUAUUUUGCCUAUUACAAAGUGAUUUGUA